UCCUUCCAACUCGGAAACGUCGGUAAACUUCUAGCAGACAGCCAGGGUGGGCCACCUGUGGCGCCGUUAUAUUACUUGUUCCGAGAUAUAGAUGGCAGCACAACUUACAUCAACUUUUUGAGAACAUGUCCGUAUGAUACAUGGUAUUUACGACAGAAAAUAUAAUCAAUCAAGGGAAGGAUUACAGUGGCGGAAACUGGUAUUCCGUGGUAAACUGUGGGCAUUGCAGCUUUGGUCCCGCACCACAGGAAAUUUUGAAGCUGUUGUUGAACCUAUAGUGUUCCUUCUUGGUAUGGUUAUUUCAGACCAGGGAAGAAAAGCUGUGAAACAUGGCUGCCAUUCGACACACACUACAACGCGUUGUCUUCCAGCCAAACGAUGAACAGUUGUUAGCAGUUGUGCAUGUUAGUAAGUUGCUGAAGAAGAAGAAAACUAGUUUCUUGUGCAUUGCUAUAACAACAGAAAAUCCUAUAUGUGUUACUAUUUACCAGGUUAAGAAGACUGAUAAAAAUGUAUUUAAGAAAAAGAGGUCCUGGAUGCUUAGUGAACUUAAAUCAGUUGAUGGGAAGAAUAUAUCUGGUGAUACACAUGAAUUUGAUUUACAGUUUGAUAAGGCAUUCAAAUGGUUUGCCAUUAACUUGCAAGAAAGACAAAACUUCCUUAUCGUUCUUUGGAAGCAAUGUUUCAAGCAUCUUCCAAAACAGAAGCCGCAGUUCUGUAACCUACCAGAAGAUUGGGUUGGAGACACAGGGCUGCUUGUUGAAAAUGAAGUGGCAGUGACACCAGGUUUCAUUGAGCCAGUGGAAGCAGAGGAUUACUUGGCUUUGACAGACCGGGAAGAGCAGGAUCUUGAGAAGUUGAUGUCACAGUGUGAAUUUGGAAUCAGCAAUGCUGAAGCUUUUAUGGAAAAUCUAGCAAAGGAUCUUUCUAUUCUUGAUGGGGAGAAUGUUCACAGUGUGUUGGCAUCAGAGCAGCAAGUAGCACAACUGAUGGUGCAGAUUGAAGCAACAAUUGCAGAGGCUGAGCAAGUAGAAGCUCGUCUUGACUCUUACGAUGAGGUUCUCUGCCAUGUACGAGACACAAUGGAAAAGAUGGAAGAAAAGAAUCUGCUUAUUGAAGUGGCAAAUCAAAAUAAUCAGAAACUGCUCUCUGAGCUAGAACAAGUUAUUUCUCAGUUGGAUUUACCACACAGUCACCAGGUGGCUCUGAUUGAUUCUGAUCUUACGAGUGCUCAGGGCCUUCAGAAUGCAGUGGCAGCAGGCAAGGCUUUGUUGGCAGCAAUGAAUGCUGAGAUUCACCCAGCAUUGGUACGACUGGCUGCCGUGCAGGAGCAGAGAAAAAGGUUUGACAAGUGGAAGACCAAGUUUUCACAGGCUAUAUCCAGGCAUCUUAAUAAUCUCUUCAUACAUCUGGGUAAUGAUGCUGGUGAGACUCUGAGUUUUCAUGCGAGUGAUCUGACUUUACCGAAACAUAGCUCAGUCCAUCGAGAACUGGAAUUAUACACAGAAUUAAUGCACUGGUGCAAAGCUAUGGAUCGUAAAGCAUACACAACUCUCACCAAGGUGUAUACCAACUCUCUCAGAAAAUUGUAUGAACUAGAUAUCAAACAGUUUUUUGAGGAAGCAAAGCAACAGAUUUCAGGAAUGAGGGAAAAGAAAGGGAAAGGAAGUGGUUCUAAUCAAGAUAUUGCUGGGAAGCUGAAGCAACAGGCCCAAAAUUUUGGAGGACCCAGCAAGACCCCACCACACUCAGGUCUGCUUGGCGUUGAACGUGACCAGUGGUGUGUUGAUGUAGAUGCGGAUGAGAGACAGCGCUUUGAUGAGGUUCUGGAAAGAGCACUGGCAGAACUGGAGCCUGUUUGUCUUGCAGAGCAAAAUUUUUGUGUCAGCUUUUUUCAGUUAGAUGUCCUCAGUCCAACAACAAAGAACACGCAGACAACUUUGGAUGGGCUGGGAAUAGAUUCAAAAAAUGAAACAGAUGUUGUAUCUACAUCUGCUCUGCCUCUAAAGAAGAUGGAAAAGCAGAUUAAUGAAGAGGUUCGUCGCAUGAUGGGAGAAUUGUUUUGCUGUCUUGAACCUGAGUUAAUCAGCUUUAUUGCAUAUUAUGAGAAGAUGGACAGUUUUUACUGCAUGUAUGUGUUGGUGCGAUUAAGCCAGCAUGUAAUGUCAGCCCAGGAUACAGGCUCAUUCCUUAGCAUGAGCUUUGCAUCAGCCUUGGUGCAAGUAAAGAGAAACUUUGAUCGUUUCAUGCAGGCACAAGUUAGGUCUAUUGAAGAAACUAAAGUUAAUCGUAAGAGCAAGUGCGGCAUUCUCUCAUAUGUGGAUAAUUUUGAGGAUUUUGCAAAAACAGCUGAAGCUAUAUUCAAGAACACAGACCGUCGUACUGAUUUGGAUAAGUGGUACACAAAGUUAGUUGGAGCAAUGUUUGAAGCAAUUCCACGUAAUGCAGCUGAACACCACAGAACUCCACAAGAAGUUAUAAAAAUGGAGAAUUUUCAUCAUCUUUAUGCCCUUCUGUCAGAACUGAAAGUAGGAGUUCUGGAUGGAUUGAGGAAGGAUGCUAAGCAGAAAUAUAAUGAUGCUUUGAAAUUUUAUGUGACUCAGUACUUUGGUAGACCAUUGGAGAAACUAAAUCUGUUUUUUGAAGGAGUUCAAGCCAAAGUAGCACAGGGUGUUAAAGAAUCUGAAAUAAGUUAUCAGAUGGCUUACAGCAAGCAAGAGUUGCGGAAAGUGAUCCGAGAAUACCCUGCCAGAGAGGUCAAGAAAGGCCUAGACAACUUAUACCGCAAAGUUGAAAAACAUUUGUGUGAACAGGAAAACCUUCUUCAGGUGGUAUGGAGAGCAAUGCAAGAAGAGUUCAUUCAGCAAUAUAAAUAUAUUGAAGAAUUAAUACAGCGUUGCUAUCCAGGUUCAAUGAUAGCACUAGAUUUCUCCAUCCAAAAUAUUUUGGAAUUCUUUUCAGAAAUAGCUCGUUCACAUUAAUUAAAGAUUCUGAUGCAGAGUAAAUACAUUGAGAAGACUAUAAGAGCUCCUUUAUCAGUAUAAAGUUCUGUGAAGAACUGAUACUAUGAAUUGUUGUAAGGGCAGUCCUUUCUCCUUGGCCAUUAUGCUUUUGGGUAUCAGAACCAGCAGUUACCAUAAGUGGCACAGCAAACACCAGUGCCUGUUACAUAAAUGUAUGUUUUAAAUAACAUAUUAUGUAAGGAAAUUACCAAAUGUACACAAAGUCUACAAAAUAAUUUUUUUUUCUAUCUACAUCUGUACUAAUGUGUAUAUGACAGAAGUGAAAGCUUUAUCUAAGAAUGUUUUCACUAAUCAAGAACAAAAAUUAAUGAUUGAAGAACGAUUAAAUACAGCCUUAAAACUGAAAAUAUCAGUGAGAAAUUUUCCGAAGUUUGUUGGAUGGUUGAUGGGUGACUUGUAGGAAAUUAGAUCUAGUAGUUUCUGGGAAAUGUAUGAUUACAGAGCCGAACCUUAACCUUGUAUUGACCAUGCAUCAUACUUACUCACAUUCCGGCUGACUGUGUGUUACAGCAGCAAAUCACUAAAGUGUUAACCCUGGAGUUACGGUCUCUCCAGCAGCCUCGUUAUAUAGGGAUUUGAAUUCUCCAUUCCAUUAUGAUGCAGGUUAAAGGAAAUGGAAAGAAACCUACAGCUUAAUAUUAUUCAACAUCAUGGGAAAACAUCACCAGGAAUGACAUAUUGAGAGAUAUUUCUUGAUUUGGUGGGUGGUGCAUGUCAUUCCUAGUUGGUAGAAUGGUUUGUGUUGUUAAUGCCAGUAACAAAUGGACUUACCUGCUAACUGGUCACUUCUGGUAUUAUUUUCUCUAAUUUCUAUUUAUAUUCUAAGAAUCACAGGCAACUUUUGGGAGCAUGAGAUUGACCAGUAACAGGUCUGUGAUGUCAUUUGAUGCUCUGGGUUGUGUGUGCACUACAGUGAAUGAUCGAGUUUGUCAUUUCUAGCAUAAAGAUGAAAGUAAGUAGCUGAACCUUCUUUGUUAAUAACCUUUCAGAUUCAUUAUUUAUCAAUUGCCUUGUCAUGUGACACAAUUUAAUUUGAGCUGUUGACAGCAUCGUUAAAUAAACCACAAACCUUCUCAGAGUUGAUCUCACAGUCAUUCUCUUUUCUUGCUUUUAAUACGUGUUAAUUUCUUGAAUCAUUAAAAGAUGCAAGUGAAGGAAAUAAUGUUUCUAUAGUUAGAUUAUUUUCAGGUGUCCCAGUAAUUGCUGAUUAUUGCAGGUGAGAGAGUCAGACACUUCUCCCAUCACAUGGCCCACAGGGAUUUGGACUGCUAGCAAACAGACAAAUUUGUAACUUAAACACAUUAAAAACAAAACUUACUGCAGUUUAUAGCAGAUGCUGGAAAUGCUUUCAUUUCUGCACAUAUUUCUGGGAUUUCUGUCAUGUUGAAGUUCCUGAGAGGUGGGGAAACUUGUCUUUGGAAAAUUUCUUUUCAUUCUUCAACUGUGUGAGGGUUUGAUCUGCUUUGUGAUUCAUUAUAAAUAAAGAUCACAUGGGUUAAGAUCAAGGAGCCAUGCUGGCCACAAACUACUGCUAACAGUUCUCACCCAAACACUUUCCUUAAAGGGUCCAUGGAUGCCAUUGCUAUAAGUCCAAUUUCUCAUUCCAUUAUGUAUGCCAAUUCUGGCACGUGUUGCAACCUCAUAUUGUCCAAACUCCAGUAUCUGCUGUCCUGUGAAUGUACUUCAACAUGUAAGUGAAACCAACCCUCAGAAAAUAAAAUGUGAGAGUGAUUUCACCAUUA
Molecule: messenger RNA, 4765 nt
Organism: Zootermopsis nevadensis
Lineage: Eukaryota; Metazoa; Arthropoda; Insecta; Blattodea; Termopsidae
Gene: Sec3
Product: exocyst complex component Sec3
Biological process (GO): Golgi to plasma membrane transport; exocytosis
Cellular component (GO): plasma membrane; exocyst
Molecular function (GO): phosphatidylinositol-4,5-bisphosphate binding
Source: RefSeq, a predicted model, not a curated record